AGUUCUAACCAAAACCCUAACUCCUUCAACGGUUCUGCCGCCGCCGUCCGUGGUUGUCGGCGCCUCCGUGGCCUCCUCCUUCCGCCUGUCCCGAUCCCAGCCCCCUCUCUUGUAGCUCGGCACCGUCCCCAUCCUCCCGUGGCUUCUCUGGUUGUGGCUUCGAGCUAGUUGCCAUCGUCUCCCCGCUCGCUAUCAUCUCGCCGCUCUUUGUCCUGCUCGCUGCUUACAGUAACCAUGGUUGACGGGGAAACUUCACAUUUAGCCCUGGGAGCAACCAUAGUGAACACGGGUCUCUUUUAUACGGAUAAUCAUAGUCCGAGGAACAUGGCCAGAAUAGAAAUUUUGGAUGGUGUCGUCAAGUUAGCAGCUUUUGAAACAAAUUGUAAGGUGGUCAAAGUCCCCACCCACGACCAGGAUUUAAUAGACCGCAUGUGCCACCGCUUUGGACUGUCGUCGGAAAGAGCGUACGAAGGGAUUCUUCCCACUAUCACUUACUUUAAAGACGCAAAUUGGGCUUACUUUUGUUAUAAGAACUACGACACCGACUUUCACACUUUACGUGACAAUGGGUUAACAGAUUUGGUGGCACUCAAGAGGGCUUGUCGCAGAUUUGUGUCAGGACUAGAGAAACUUCACCGGUCAAAUCAGUCUCACGGUGAUGUAACUUGUUACCAUUUAGUAACAAGCAACGGCGAUGGGUUUUUGGGCGGAAGCAUAGGACCAUCUUUGUUAGACACGUAUACCCGUGGUCAUGGGGGAGCUUCAGUGUUGGUUACUGAUCCUUUCAAGAAGGAUAUGGUUGACCUUGCAAAAGCCAUCGAGGAUUCCAUCCAUCCAAACAUUCUUCCACUAGGCUAUCCUAAUACUGAACUUGGAAUGUUUAUUUAUUUUUUGAAGCACCACAACAGACUGAACUCAAUAACACCACACCCCUAUGUUUUGACUUCAAUGGAAGUCCGUGAUUUUUACGUUACGGUUCGAGAGGAUUUUAGACCCAUAGCCCGUGGCACUUUGAACAAUGAGUUUCGAUCCCGUAAAUCGGCUAGGAGUUUUCCUAAUUCAAGACUCGGCUGGCAUCCUGUCGUACGUGACUCGGCCGACCAAACUCUUGGAGCUUUUGGGUAUGCAAAUUAUCAUAAUGAUGAUAUGGGCUUAGUGACGUUUAUUAGAGAUUUCUGGGUGCACGCACAAAAAGACGGUCAGGUUAGUGUCUUGGAGCAUUGUGAUGAUAUACACAGACUGCUUGAGGAAACUUUCCCCGGGUAUUCGGGUAUUGUAUAUGAGGUGGCACUUUUGGGCCGCCACGGGAGAAUAAUAUUUUAGAUAUUCUAUAAACUACAAACUCAUGAAGAAACGAGUAAGGCACUCUGCUCAGCAAAUUCAACUCAGAACACAAGAUCGACGCCAUGUGCUCAAGGAUUUCUCCAGAAUGCUAGAUAAUCAAGUUUCUGUGUUUUCAAUUUUCAUUACUGCCAAUGGUCAACUUAGAUUCUAGUUGUGUGUUAACAUUGGUUUCAAUCACUCUCUAAAUGUUACAAAUCAGAUUGAGAAGAUUGUCCUUUUCCUUGUUGAGCAACAAGGGAUUUUGGCAAACAAGAUAUGGACUAAUUUGCUGAAGCCUUUGUAAACUUGUGAAGGGUGAAAUGUGUCAGCAUAGAGUACAGAUAACAGAAUAGCAGCCAUUUCGUUUUCCUUGUCA
Arachis duranensis is the source of this 1699-nucleotide messenger RNA. RefSeq lists its product as uncharacterized. Lineage: Eukaryota; Viridiplantae; Streptophyta; Magnoliopsida; Fabales; Fabaceae. The record is from RefSeq and is a predicted model, not a curated record. The transcript is spliced from 5 exons. The coding region runs from base 235 to 1323 and encodes 362 amino acids.